Messenger RNA from Otolemur garnettii (small-eared galago), 3566 nucleotides. It is a transcript of the gene TGS1, whose product is annotated as trimethylguanosine synthase 1. Bases 152 to 2707 code for a protein of 851 amino acids. Gene Ontology annotation, cellular component: nucleus. The record is from RefSeq and is a predicted model, not a curated record. Gene Ontology annotation, molecular function: RNA cap trimethylguanosine synthase activity. Gene Ontology annotation, biological process: 7-methylguanosine cap hypermethylation; 7-methylguanosine RNA capping. NCBI's taxonomy places the organism in Eukaryota, Metazoa, Chordata, Mammalia, Primates, Galagidae. The transcript is spliced from 13 exons.
UCCGGGUGCAGGCGGGUCCGCGCACGAGCCGUCCCGGGCCAGUUCCCGAAUUUUAGUCGGGACUUGGCGGCGAGGCCUAUUUUCGGUCUCCAGUAACCUGGCAGAAGCCCGGCCGGAGCUGGGUAGGCACGGCUGCCUCUGAGGCGGGAAAAUGUGCUGCGAGAAGUGGAGCCGCGUGGCCGAAAUGCUUCUCUUCAUUGAAGACCGGGGCGAAGAGUGUAAGAUCCUGUGCCUCUGCUCCAGGGCGUUUGUGGAGGAUCGAAAAUUGUGCAAUUUGGGAUUAAAAGGCUACUAUGUCAAAUGCAGUGGCAACAAUACAGGAGACAGUGCUGCAGAAGAGGAGGAAGGGGGUCAAUCCCAGGGUGCUGCAGAGUCAUGCGACAGCAAAGGCCUGGAUGAGAGUGAACUGGAUUCUGAGGCUGAACUCAUGAGAAGUAUGGGGUUGCCACUUCAGUUUGGAGGGAUUGCUGCACAUAAGAAUUUUGAGGUGUCUAUGAAUACUAGAAAUAAAGUUAAAAGAAAGAAGAAAAAGAAAAAGCUUCAAACAAAGUAUUUAAAUGAAAUUAUGCAAGAAUCUUGGAGAAAAUAUGAAGAAGAUGACAUUCUGGAUUCAGAUGAUCCAUCUUCAGUUGAACAAUAUGAGAACACCAGAGCGUGUAAACUUCAAAGUAAAAAAGACAUUGAAACAGAAAAUCUUCCUGUUGAAAAUACAUUGUUACCAAAGCUAGAAAUAACAGAGAAAUGGGAAAAGUAUUGGAAUGAGUAUGGAGGAGGACUAUUGUGGCAAAGCUGGCAAGAGAAACAUCCAGAUCAAACACUGUCUGCUGAACCUUGGAACUUUCCUGAUACAAAAGAAGAAUGGGAGCAACAUUAUAGUCAACUUUAUUGGUAUUAUUUGGAACAGUUUCAGUAUUGGGAGGCACAGGGUUGGACUUUCGAUGGCUCACAAGGCUGUGAUACAGAUAUUUGUGCAUCUAAAACAGAAGUUGAAAGCAAGAAAGAUGAAAACUGCACGAAAGUUGACUUAGUGUCUUUUCCAUCUUCACCUGUUAUGGUAGAAAAUGACAGCUCUGAUGCAAGUGAUAAGGAUCAUAAUGAAAUACUUGAUGGAAUUAGUAGCAUAACUCUGAAUGCAGAGGAAAUAGAACAGGGCCAUUUAGAUUCCUCUGUAAGUUGUGCUGGUUCCCAGCAGCACAGUGACGUGGUUAGCAGCAGGAUAGAGUGCCCCGCAUCUGGCCAGAGUGAACCGAGUAACAGCAGAACUAAGGAUAACCACUUACCUGGGAAUAGCAGCACAGACCAUCCAGCUCAGGAGUCACAGGAGUCUUCAGGAGCAAACACAAGCAGAGACAGACCACACACCACCUGUGUUGAUGGAGAGGAGAGUGACGAUGAUCCCCCUGAGCACAAGCCAGCCAAACUCAAGAGGAGCCAUGAACUGGACAUUGAUGAAAUCCCAGAUCCAGACUUUGAUGACAGUGGUUCCCUUCUAGGAUUCAAGCAUGGCUCAGGACAGAAAUAUGGUGGAAUUCCAAAUUUCAGUCAUCGGCAGGUCAGGUAUCUGGAGAAGAACGUGAAGCGUAAGUCCAAGUACCUGGACAUGCGCAAGCAAAUAAAGAUGAAAAACAAACACAUCUUCUUUACUGAAGAGUCAGAAAAACCAUUUUUCAAGAAAAGCAAAGCUCUGAGUAAGGUAGAAAAAUUUCUAAUGUGGGUUAAUGAACCAGUGGAUGAAGAGGCAUCGCAGGAAUCAUUUUCUCACGACAAUGUGGAAGAUACUUGCACAAGCGGUAAUUCAGAGGAACAAGACGUGUCUGUUAAAAAGGGUGGUGACCCACUGGAGACUAGUAAUCCAGAACCAGAGAGGUGUCAGGCUACCUCUUCAGCUGGUGAACUUGAAACAGAAAUAAAUGAAGGCGCUAGCUUGGGGGCCGCUGUCCCAGAGGAGAAGGAUUGUGUCACUCGAGACCCAGCAGCCUCUCUUCAGACAGCUGAAGCUGGAAGAAAAAAGAAGAAGGAAAAGAAGAACAGAAGGGUAAAUGGUCUGCCUCCUGAGAUAGCUUCCGUUCCUGAACUAGUAAAAUACUGGGCCCAGAGAUACAGGCUCUUUUCCCGUUUUGAUGAUGGGAUUAAAUUGGACAGAGAGGGUUGGUUUUCAGUGACACCUGAGAAGAUCGCUGAACACAUUGCUGGCCGCAUCAGUCAGUCCUUCAAAUGUGACGUUAUUGUAGAUGCUUUCUGUGGAGUUGGAGGAAAUACCAUUCAAUUUGCCUUAACAGGAAAAAGAGUGAUUGCCAUUGAUAUCGACCCUGUUAAGAUUGAUCUUGCUCGUAAUAAUGCAGAAGUGUAUGGUGUGGCAGAUAAGAUCGAGUUCAUCUGUGGAGAUUUCCUGCUCCUGGCUUCUUGUUUAAAGGCUGAUGUUGUUUUCCUCAGCCCACCCUGGGGAGGGCCAGACUACGCCACCGCAAAGACCUUUGACAUUAGGACGAUGAUGUCUCCUGAUGGCUUUGAAAUUUUCAGACUUUCCCAGAAGAUCACUAAUAAUAUUAUUUAUUUUCUUCCAAGAAAUGCAGAUGUUGACCAGGUGGCAUCUUUAGCUGGGCCUGGAGGACAAGUGGAAAUAGAACAGAACUUUCUUAACAACAAAUUGAAAACAAUCACUGCAUAUUUUGGUGACCUGAUUCGAAGACCAGCCUCUGAAACCUGACUGGGCAGUACAAGGACAAACGGGGCGUGCGGUGGUCAGAACAUUGUUCAGAUAAGGCACUGGGAAUGUCCUCCUGACUCGCCCAUACUUGUGCCCAUCUUCUCGUAUCACCAUCUCAACUGGAACCCACAGGAGUGGAAUGAACAAUAAUGAAGGGCUUUGAGGUCUUUGGGUAGUUACUAACUAUGCCCUGUAUGUUGUACAGUAGGACAGGCACUGUCUGAUAUGGAAAGGGUAGGCUUGAUCCCAGUGUGUGCGUGUUUAUGUAUAUCUGCAUUUUUAAUUUUGUAUAUUUUGGUUUACUAUCUUCGUGUGUAUAUGUAUAUAUAAAAACAAUUACAGUAUUUUUUUAAUAAUGUCAUACAUUUAAGGCUAGAAACAGUACAGAAUGAAAAGUAAAAGUCUCCUACCCACUGCCCUACCCUUUAUUCAUUUAUCUAAAGGUAAUCACAGGUAACAGUGUUUUAUAAUUUUCUGGAGAGAAGAACUGCAGUCUACCCUCAUGCACUUUUUUAUUCUCACUCAUGCACUACUAGAUACAUUUCUUUUUGUUAACUUUGAGUCAUUUUACAAAAGUGCUGUCUAUACUUUUUUUACUGCUAUGUAUUAAAGCCCUCUCGGUGUCAGUGCAUACGUGUAGGUCUACCUCGCUUUUUUAAACAGCCGUCUUGCAUUUCAUUUUCUAGAUAUGCCAUAAUGACCCAGUUCCCUGUUGAUGGACACUUAGACUGUUUAUAAUUUUUUACUGUCCAUAAGUAGAUGUUGUUGAACAAGUCUACCCAUAGUGUAAGUUUCUAGCUGUCAGAUUGCUAGAGUUUGAACUUCUAUUUGUUUUGAGAUAGUAUCUCAUUUUGUCACC